Messenger RNA from Paramecium primaurelia, 1182 nucleotides. Lineage: Eukaryota; Ciliophora; Oligohymenophorea; Peniculida; Parameciidae. The record is from the annotation of a GenBank genome assembly.
AUGGAAAUUAAUAUUAAUGUGGGGACAUAUGAUGGCAAACUCUUAGGUUUUUCAUUGGAUGAUUAAUUUUCUUCAAAUAAUACUCUCUAUUCAUUUCCAGCCUCCACAGUAUAUUUACUUUAUUAUUUGAGUCUUUAAUUAAAACAAUCUUUUAGAAUGGACGCUAUUUAUUUAUUGGAGGUUCUGAAGAGUUGAUAAAGGUUUAUGAUGUUAGAAGGAGAGUUGAAGUCACUUUAUUAGAAUAACAUAAUGGAACAAUAACUUAGAUUACAGGCCAUUCGAAUUUUCUAUUCACAUCAUCUGAAGAUGGAAAAGUGAAUUUAUGGAGAAAUAAAUAAUGGGCUAUUCUUAAUACAUUUUAAUGUGGAAGUCCUGUCAUAAACAUAGCUAUUCAUGAAUCAGGAAAAAUCUUAGCAUGUGCAACAAAAGAUUAGAAAUUACAUCUCUAUAAUUUAAUGAAUUUGAAAAGGAUAGCAUUGAAGAAAUUUCAUUUUAGUAUUUAUUUUUAAUAUCUUAGAUAUUGAUAAAAUUCAUUUUAUAUCAAAAGAGGAUGAAAUCCAAUAUUUAUUAUUUCAAUCUGACAGAAAAUGCUAUAUUGUUGAUUGUGAAACAAAUAAGGUUACUCACACUAUAGAUUGUACAGCUUAGAUAACAGAUUCUAUUUUAAAUCAAGAUUCACUUAUUCUUUCAGGUAUUAUUAAUUGAUUUAUUCUAGAUGCAAAUGGAAUUAUUUAUAUGAUAAAAUUGACAAUAGAAAAUUAAUUAUAAAGUAAGAUUAUAGUUAAAUUUAUGGCUCAUUAAAAAAGAAUUAAGUAAUUAUAAUUAUUUGAUUUAAAUGAAUAAACAUAUUUGGCAUCUAUUUCAUCUGAUGGAGAUAUCAAAAUUUGGGAUUGUUUAUUAUAUGCAAAUGAAUAAUAUGAUGAUAUUGAUCUUAAGAAUAAAUUAAAACCUAUUUAUACCAUUAGAACAACUUAAAGAUUAACAUGUUUUUGUGUAAGUGUUGUAUAAAGAAGAUAAGGAGAUUAAGAAGAAGAAUAAACUUAAGUUUAGAAACCUACUAUAGUUCCUAUUGCCAAAUAAAUCAAAAAGCAAUUGGUUAAUAAGAAAUUUAAGUAAAUUGAUUAGAAUGUGAAAACGUAAAAAGUUUAAAAAAAGAUUCAAAAGAAAAAACUCAAGGUUUGA